Daldinia vernicosa is the source of this 1038-nucleotide messenger RNA. Its product is annotated as marvel domain-containing protein. The record is from RefSeq and is a predicted model, not a curated record. Gene Ontology annotation, cellular component: eisosome; plasma membrane. The transcript is spliced from 2 exons. The coding region runs from base 327 to 830 and encodes 167 amino acids. NCBI's taxonomy places the organism in Eukaryota, Fungi, Ascomycota, Sordariomycetes, Xylariales, Hypoxylaceae. Gene Ontology annotation, biological process: eisosome assembly; protein localization to plasma membrane.
UCAUUUGAUCGACAUCAACCAAACCCCAUAGCUUAGACUCAAAUAUCGACCAAUAACAUACCCUCGUCAACAGAUUAAAUCACAAUUCCUCCUCAAAUCCAAAUUCCAUCUUCCGUCAUUCGUAGCAUCAUCUACCCCCGUCAUUCCCCGCGAGAGCCACAACAACCGACCUAAAAACACCAAGCAACUGGAACCAAAGUCCUCAUCGAUUGCUUUCAGAACAUACACACCUAGACGCUGCAUAUAGUCGUCGGUCAUCUAUCCGCCUUGCAACUCGACAAUUUGUCGACUUUACCAUCUCGCGAUAUAAGCGAGUUGUCAUCAAUAUGGAGAUUGAGCAUCUGAUCAAGGCCUUUCUGAGCCUCAUACAGUUCCUUUUCGUCUUACUCACCACCGCGCUCGUCGGCAAUGUCAUGGCAAACAAUAUCAGCGGAUCCCAAUCCGCUAUUAACUUUGUUAUGUUCGUGUGCGCCGUCUCCUGGCUUUUCGUCCUCUACGAUCAUGCUUCGCGCUUCUUCCCCCGCGUCGCAAUCCCCAUCGUAAUCCUUGUUCUCGACAGCCUCGCAACUCUCUUCACCUUCAUCGCUGCCAUUGUCUUCUCCGCAAAAAUACAGGCAGUGAACUGCUCCAAUAUAGGAAACAAACCCAGUGACUAUAUUGCAUAUGGUUCAGAAGAUAAUGAGAAGCGAUGCCGUGAGAUCCAGGCUAGCACUGUAUUCUUAUGGUUCCUCUUCGCAGCCUUUGCUGCUAGCCUUUUCUUCAACAUAAGAGAGAUCCGGCGCCAUAAUGGUUCUAUUCGCGGUCCUAAUAUGUCCCAGAUCGGCGUAUAGGCUGCUGAUCGGAUCGACAAUGACUAUUUCUCUAGGAUCGGUAGGGAGUAUGCUACGACUUUACGAGCGAGUAAUGCAUGCUAAAUUUGGGGGCCCGGUUAUCGAAUGUACGACCAAGGGGUACAGAGUUAUGAAUAAACACGGGGAAGACGGGCUUGGCGUUCGGGUCGACUUGUAUUCUCAGGGGCAAGUCUCCUGAUGUAAUCCA